Camellia sinensis is the source of this 519-nucleotide messenger RNA. RefSeq lists its product as uncharacterized. The record is from RefSeq and is a predicted model, not a curated record. NCBI's taxonomy places the organism in Eukaryota, Viridiplantae, Streptophyta, Magnoliopsida, Ericales, Theaceae.
AUGGCCAUGUGGCCGCCUAGAGUGGUGACUCCAGCACCGAUGAACAAAGAGUUGGCAAGACUUACAGCGAUCCCACUGUCUCUAGAGAUUGAGAGCACACCACUCCCUACCGAAUUCCACCAACCUAAGUUCACGCUAUACGACGGCAAGACGGAUCCGUACAUGUACGUUAGUCAUUACCAACAAGUAAUGGCUGGCCACUGGCGCAACGACACCCUGAUGUGUCUUAUAUUCCAAGCAAGUUUGGGAGAACUAGGCUUGAAAUGGUUCGAAAGGCUCUCGGAGGGGAGUAUCGAGGGGUGGCAACAGCUAGUGGAGGCCUUUGUCACUAGGUUCAAAACUAACACUAGAACACCUAAAAAGGUCGAUCACCUCUUGGGUAUCAAGAUGGAAUCGGGUAGUUCUUUAAAGGCGUACAACGCCAAGUAUUGGGAGACUGACAACGAGAUUCUAGAUUGCCCCACUAAUCUGGCGAUCGCCCAAUACAAGCGAGGCUUGCCAGUCGGACAUAGACUGUGA